Columba livia (rock pigeon) is the source of this 2274-nucleotide messenger RNA. It is a transcript of the gene C5H14orf180, whose product is annotated as chromosome 5 C14orf180 homolog. The transcript is spliced from 4 exons. Gene Ontology annotation, cellular component: plasma membrane. The record is from RefSeq and is a predicted model, not a curated record. Lineage: Eukaryota; Metazoa; Chordata; Aves; Columbiformes; Columbidae. Bases 169 to 579 code for a protein of 136 amino acids.
CUCCUCUGUCAUUUGCUGCAGCUCCCAUCUGCUCGAGGGCACAGCCUGCUCAGUCCUCACUGCAGAGGGAACUCCAGACACUUUCCCCUGGUCCUCUCUGUUUUCUUGAGCAAGUGGCUUUCUAAACAAAGUUUCGUGUGGGAGGCUUCAUGUUGGCAUCCAGAGUACAUGUCCCAAAUAUGUCCAGCCCCACCUUCUGACCCUAGUGCAGAGGAGCUGCCGACAGAUGACAGUAGCUAUCCUCCUUCAAUACUGAGGAAAAGGCCACCUGUGGACCAAGCUGUGGGGGAAAAGCGGAAAGCAGAGAGAAGGGUUCGAUUUCGUGAGCCAGAAGUCGUCAUUGAAUAUGCCAUUUCCUGCUGUGACUACGUAGUUGUAGAUGACAGGUCAUCAUCUGGCUUGCCUGUGUUCCUGUGGCUCUCAUUUUCUGCAGUGCUGAUCCUUGCUGUGAGUCUCUACUACACCAGCAUGAAGCAAGAUGUCAAAGUCCUGGAGGAAUUUCAAUCCCGACUUGUUAUCUUCUUUCUUCAGAUAAGACACGUCGCUCAGAAAUGCUGGACUUGGUUUACGAGGCAGUAGCAAUGUCCUCCAGCCUGACAGACAUCUCAGAGCACUGCUAACAAGCACACAGCAGCUCCCCAUCUACUCCAGCCACAUGCAGGGAACACAUGAGCAUCCACAGAGCAAGAAAACCACCCCUGUUGUGCACUGCCCAGCAGCCAUUUGUUCUCCUUUCUAUUUUCUUUUUCUUUUUUUUUUUUUAUUUCACAUUACUCAGCAGUCAUAGUAACACUUAAAGGUCCCACCAAAUGCAUGCUCCAUCAUCCUGAACAGCAAACAAGUAUCUGAAUUUUGCCCCCCCAAGAGCUUACAAACUGCUGAUAUGAGGAACAGAAAUAGAGAAAGAAAUAAUAUGUUGAUCUGUGUAGGCAGCAGCAAGCUCUGAAUAAAAGUCUCCUGAGUCUCCGAUCAAGGCUUUAAAUACCAAACCAUCUUUCUCCUCAAGUCUCCUAAGAGCUAUUCUGCAAAAGUUGAAAUAAAGCUGAGCUAUUGCACAUGCACUGCUUGGUGGCCAAAGGCUUUGCAAUCUGCUAUAUUUAUGUACCUGAAAUGACUAUUAGUAAAAUCCUGGCAAAUGGUUUUCUUGUUUGCCUUCAUGAAUUUUUUUUUCUCCGUGGUCAAAAGCUGUUUCUUAAUGUUUCACUUGACUCCCAGGUGUGAAAAAGAACAUGAAAGCUCAUUUAAACAGUAAAUAGUUUAUUUGCCUAACAUAAUAAAUAGCAUCAUUGAAUCCCAGGCUAAUUAUCAAAUCAGUAGUUUAAUCCUCUGGGUUUGAUUCCGUCCAUGAACCUCAUAAGCUGAUCUUAAAUGAUUUAUGCUAGUGCUUGUAUUCAGUCGGAGCUUAUGCAUUUAUGCCUGGGUCUUCAAGGCCUUAUGUAAUGGUUAUAUUGACUGUUUAUGAAGAUGUGGGAGGCAAAGCCCCUCUGUCCCUCCAUUGUCCCACCACAGUAUGCAUGUCUCUGAAGAGAAUCCUUUUAAUGGUGAUCAUAUAAUAAAUGUGGAAUGGUGCUUUGCAUGUCUGAGAGGAGAAUGAGUGCAAGCUUAUGAGCUUCAGCUAUGUUUUCUUCCUAGACAAAACAAGCACAAUCAGGUUUUUAGGCCUUAGAUUCUUGUCAUGUAGCACCUGAUGUACGCUUGGGUUUAUUUGGUGCAAUAAGAUUGACAUCAGAACCUUUAAGAGCUGAAGAUAAAAAAAGAAAAAAUGGCAGAGAAGGCAGAAGACAUGUCUGCAAGACCUUGGCUUGAAUUCCCCCACCACUGCAACUCAUCAAAAAGAAAAAAUGGUGCUUGAUUUUUGGUUGUUUUGUUGUUUUUUUUUAAAGAGCGCUGUAUCUCCCUGCCUGAACAAUCUUCUUCCAAGCAGCCCAAGAACUGUAACCAGGCAGCGGAUAAACAGAAACACUUUAUGUAGCCUUCUAUCAAGAGCAUCAGCAGUGUGACUGAGAACGAGUCAAAAAGAUUGCAGAGACAGAAAGAAGUGACUUCUGUGGCCAUUCUCAUGCUCUCCUAACAUCUCAAAGGCCACAGCAAUUGCAUUUGGUUCACUGCCAGUCUGAGAAGCAGAGGCUGCUGCAGGAGGAGCAUUUAGCUCAGUGGGUGUUUGUGCAAAUUGCUCGGGUACCCCAGCUCAGGGGGUAAGUUUCACCACUGCUUCCCUUCCCUCACCCCUGUCUCAGCCCUGCUGUUUAAGUAAUAAAGAGGAAAGCUUUUAAA